This is a messenger RNA of Leptinotarsa decemlineata (Colorado potato beetle), 1186 nucleotides long. RefSeq names its product alpha-N-acetylgalactosaminidase. The record is from RefSeq and is a predicted model, not a curated record. Gene Ontology annotation, molecular function: alpha-galactosidase activity. Lineage: Eukaryota; Metazoa; Arthropoda; Insecta; Coleoptera; Chrysomelidae. Gene Ontology annotation, biological process: oligosaccharide metabolic process; glycoside catabolic process. Gene Ontology annotation, cellular component: cytoplasm.
CGAACAAUCGGAGUCUUGCUUCUGGCGGUUAAAACACCAGUUUCUAUACCGUGUGUUUGUGGACUAUCUAACCUCCAACUGGCAGUACGGACAGAUCGUUGGGUACUCACUUCUUGGUACUCGGUAUUCACUGUGAAGCCGCGGUCGCGAAUGGACGUGGUAGUUGACCGUAGGCAGGACACUUAACUUUUACCUUCGAUACCAUUGAACGACAGUGAAUCAGUUGCAAAAUCUGAGUGGAAUAGUGAAAGAGUUAAGGUUAGGCCUGAGCAAACUAAGUGAAAUGUACAAAAUAUGGACCUCAUUAGUAGUGGUGAUUUACCUCGGAUCUAACGUAACUCCUUUGGAAAAUGGAUUGGCAAGAACGCCUCCCAUGGGUUGGUUGGCCUGGGAGAGAUUCAGAUGUAACACAGACUGCAAAAACGAUCCUGACAACUGUAUAAGUGAAAACUUAUUCCGGACUAUGGCUGAUAUCCUUGUGAAUGAAGGAUAUGCCAGUGCAGGAUAUGAAUACAUCAAUGUGGACGAUUGUUGGUUGGAGAAAGAGAGAAAUGCAUAUGGUGAACUGGUAGCUGACAGGGUGAGGUUUCCAAGAGGAAUGAAAGCGUUGUCCGCUUAUGUUCACUCCAAGGGUCUCAAAUUCGGAAUCUACGAAGAUUACGGCAACUACACUUGUGCCGGAUAUCCGGGAGUUUUAGGCUUUUUGGAAAGCGAUGCAUCAACUUUCGCUUCUUGGGACGUCGACUACGUCAAACUCGAUGGAUGCUACGCACAUCCCAGGGACAUGGAUAGGGGUUACCCUGAAUUCGGUUACCAACUAAACAGGACCGGACGUCCGAUGAUCUAUUCGUGCAGUUGGCCAGUUUACCAGAUUUACGCGGGAAUGCAACCAAAUUUUACAUCCAUCAUUCAGCACUGUAACAUGUGGAGAAACUUUGACGAUAUUCAAGAUUCUUGGGCUAGUGUGGAGAGCAUCAUUGAUUACUACGGAAACAAUCAGGAUGUUAUUGUGCCUAACGCCGGUCCUGGACACUGGAACGACCCGGAUAUGCUGGCCACCUCAAAAAGGACUGUUAGCACCGUCAGAAAAUUCAUCAAGGAAGCCAACCCCAACGAGGAGUACAGAGAGGUUACAACAGAGGUGAAUCUCAUCGUGGCCGAGGUACAGGUCGAAGACAAUCGAGAG